Condylura cristata (star-nosed mole) is the source of this 3361-nucleotide messenger RNA. RefSeq names its product calpain 5 (gene CAPN5). Gene Ontology annotation, biological process: proteolysis. Lineage: Eukaryota; Metazoa; Chordata; Mammalia; Eulipotyphla; Talpidae. The record is from RefSeq and is a predicted model, not a curated record. The coding region runs from base 192 to 2111 and encodes 639 amino acids. Gene Ontology annotation, cellular component: cytoplasm. The transcript is spliced from 13 exons. Gene Ontology annotation, molecular function: calcium-dependent cysteine-type endopeptidase activity.
UUCUGGCUGUGGAGUGAGGUGGGCUGGUUUCCAUCCCUGCUCUGCAAGAGCCAGCUGUGUGACCUUGGGCAGGUCUCUCCCACUCUCUGGGCCUCAGUUCCUGUGUGUGGAGGUACCCUGGAGCUGCCCACACUCCCCCCUCGGUCUUCCACUGCCUGUCUCAGCCUCCCCUCCCGGGGUCAGCGGCCAUCAUGUUCUCCUGCGUGAAGCCCUAUGAGGACCAGAACUACUCAGCCCUGAAGCGGGCCUGCCUGCGCAAGAAGGUGCUCUUCGAGGACCCUAAUUUCCCAGCCACUGAUGACUCGCUGUACUAUAAGGGCACCCCAGGGCCCACGGUCAGGUGGAAGCGGCCCAAGGACAUUUGUGAGGACCCCCGCCUCUUCGUGGACGGCAUCAGCUCCCAUGACCUGCACCAGGGCCAGGUGGGCAACUGCUGGUUUGUGGCGGCCUGCUCGUCGCUUGCCUCCCGGGAGACGCUGUGGCAAAAGGUCAUCCCAGACUGGAAGGAGCAGGAGUGGGAUCCCGAGAAGCCCGAAGCCUAUGCGGGCAUCUUCCACUUCCACUUCUGGCGCUUUGGGGAGUGGGUGGACGUGGUCAUCGAUGACCGGCUGCCCACAGUCAACAACCAGCUCAUCUACUGCCACUCCAACUCCCGCAAUGAGUUCUGGUGUGCUCUGGUGGAGAAGGCCUAUGCCAAGCUGGCGGGUUGCUAUCAGGCCCUGGAUGGAGGCAACACAGCAGAUGCACUGGUGGACUUCACAGGCGGCGUUUCUGAGCCCAUCGACCUGACUGAGGGCGACUUCGCCAAUGACGAGGCCAAGAGGAGCCAGCUCUUUGAGCGAGUGUUAAAGGUGCACAGCCGGGGAGGCCUCAUCAGUGCCUCCAUCAAGGCAGUGACAGCGGCCGACAUGGAGGCCCGCCUGGCGUGUGGUCUGGUGAAGGGCCAUGCGUAUGCCAUCACGGACGUGCGCAAGGUGCGCCUGGGCCACGGCCUCUUGGCCUUCUUCAAGUCCGAGAAGCUGGACAUGAUCCGUCUGCGCAAUCCCUGGGGCGAGCGGGAGUGGACCGGGCCCUGGAGCGACACUUCUGAGGAGUGGCAGAAAGUGAGCAAGAGUGAGCGAGAGAAGAUGGGGGUGACCGUGCAGGAUGAUGGCGAGUUCUGGAUGACCUUCGAGGACAUGUGCCAAUACUUCACCGACAUCAUCAAGUGCCGCCUGAUGAACACGUCUUACCUGAGCAUCCACAAGACGUGGGAGGAGGCCCGGCUGCACGGCGCCUGGACGCAGAAUGAAGACCCGCGGCAGAACCGCAGCGGGGGCUGCAUCAACCACAAGGACACCUUCUUCCAGAACCCGCAGUAUGUCUUUGAUGUCAAGAAGCCAGAAGAUGAAGUGCUGAUCUGUAUCCAGCAGCGGCCAAAACAGUCUACCCGUCGGGGGGGCAAAGGUGAAAACCUGGCCAUCGGCUUUGACAUCUACAAGGUGGAGGAGAACCGCCAGUACCGCAUGCACAGCCUGCAGCACAGGGCCGCCAGCUCCAUCUACAUCAACUCCCGCAGCGUGUUCCUACGCACGGACCAGCCCGAGGGCCGCUAUGUCAUCAUCCCCACCACCUUCGAGCCCGGCCACCCUGGCGAGUUCCUGCUCCGGGUCUUCACUGACGUGCCCUCCAACUGCCGGGAGCUGCGCUUGGACGAACCCCCCCGAACCUGCUGGAGUUCUCUAUGUGGCUACCCCCAGCUGGUCACCCAGGUCCAUGUCCUGGGGGCUGCUGGUCUCAAGGACUCCCCAACUGGGGCUAACUCUUAUGUGAUCAUCAAGUGCGAGGGAGACAAAGUCCGCUCGGCUGUGCAGAAAGGCAUCGCCACACCAGAGUACAACGUGAAGGGCAUCUUCUACCGCAAGAAGCCAGGCCAGCCCAUCACUGUGCAGAUCUGGAACCAUCGGGUCCUGAAGGACGAGUUUCUGGGCCAGGUGCACCUGAAAGCCGACCCGAAUGACCUCCAGGCUCUCCACACCCUCCACCUCCAAGACCGCAGACGGCAGCCCAGCGACCUGCCGGGCACUGUGGGUGUGCAUGUGGUCAGCAGCGCCUCCCUCACAGCUGUGUGACGCCUGCCUGCCGCCGCCGGGGCCCCCCAGUGCUCACCACCAUCAUAUGUCCCCACCCGGGCCGGCAGACGCGCCUGGAAGCGGGACACCAGGGUCCGGCUCCCAGCUCCUCCACUGACUUGCUGUGUGACCUUGGGAGGUCGCUACCCCUCUCUGGGCUCAGUGUCCGAAGGACUCCAGAGCAUUCCCUUGCAUGGAGAUUUAAAAUAGCCCGCCCUGCCCCAGCUGUCUCCACUGCAUAGGGACUCUAUCCCUCAAACAUUUCCCCAAGGCCCUGCUGUCUGCUGGCCGUGUGCCAAGGAGAUGUCACUUGUUUACAUACAAACUGCCACACUCCCAAGCCACUUUCCCCCUCAGACCUUGGGCUGCCUCGGGUCACAGACCUUGCUUUUUGUCAGGUGCAGACUUGGUUUCCUAACCACCCUGAUGGGAUCCCCUUGCUCUUCCCAGGCUCCUACUCAGCCAGGAACUUGUCUGAACAUUCUCUAACCCCAUCCUUUUAUUUAUCCAACAGAGAUUUGCCAAAUAAAUUAACGAUGCCCGCAACCCCAGGUAGAGUUGACCCUCCCCGUCCCAGGCCUAACCUCUGCGCCUGGGUCUCCUCAGAGGCCGACGCCUGGAGGGUGCAGCUGCUUUCUCCCAGCCUCUGAUGGCAUUCUCAGCCCCUGGCUCAAUCCCUGCAGAGGUGGGGGCAGUGGCAGUGAGGAAGGACACCUUCUGCCCUGACCUUCCAGAAGCUACGAAGCGUCCAGUUUAGUGGACCAAGGGCCAGGUGCGUAGGGGGCAUGCCCCAGGCCCCCCUCUGUUGCGAGGCCUGGGCUUUUCCUGGGACAAUGGACUCUGGGGUGCUGGUCUCAGGCCUGCCAGUGUCAGGUGACUCAUUGGGCUAGGCGAAGGUAGGCAAAUCCAUCACUUGACCAGAGGUUCCUUUACCAACACCCCCCAGAUACAGCCAAGGAGGCUCCUCUGCUCUCAGUGUUUUAUAGUCUCUUUUGAAACUGAAUUUUAACCAGUGGUUUUUAAGCCAAAACUGAAAGCCUGAACCCCCAGUUUUUGCUUCCUAAACUCCAGUCCUGUGGUUCUUUGGUUUUAUUUGGAUUCUGCUUGAGGUGGGAAAAGUCUUACUUCUCAGAGAAGUGAAGAAGAGGGUGCUUUGCAGGCUGGCUCGGACUCUGUUCUUGGUGUGUGGGUGCCUCACCCACUGGGGGGCCUUCUGUGUCCAUGUCAGCUCCAGGCCAGGUGACAUCAAU